AACCAACAUCACCACCUCUCCUCAGCAUGUCCCCGACGCCAUGGAUAUGCCGAACCUGCACAAGAGCAUUAACACGCUCUCACAUGCGCCAAUUCGUGCGCUUCGCAACCAAUGAUGCCUCACCACUCCUCGCACCCGCACUCCUCCAGCGCGCCCAAUCCCUCACAACCGAACACGACGACCUCCAGAAAACCCUCAACAACUCCUUCGAUUCUACCAUAGCUAAGCGCGUCGGCGAAUUGUCCCGCGUAGCUGAAGCGCUGAAAGCAUGGCAGACCUCCCAAGCCUCUGUCACCGAAUUAACCUCCAUGCUCGACGACCCCGAUCAAGACGCCGAUCUCGCUGCCAUCGCCCGCGAUGAACUCAGCUCCGAAACAGGAAAACUCGAGUCCCUCGCCCGCAGACUCUCAGCAAGCUUAACGCCCCGCCACCCCUUCGCCGAUUUCCCAUGCAUGCUGGAAUUCCGCCCUGGGCCUGGUGGUCUUGAAGGGCGGUACUUUAUGGAUACUUUGUUCAAAAUGUACAAGGCGCUAUGCAUGCGACGCGGUUAUCGCCACACAGUAGUAAAGUACGAAUUUGCCGAUACAGCAGGUGACUCCUCCUCAUCAGCCGGCGAGAACCCUCUCCAAGAAGCAAUUCUCGAAGUCCACGACCAAGGCGCCUUCGACAUCUUCCGCAGCGAAGCAGGCAUGCACCGCGUCCAACGCAUUCCCAGCACCGAGACCAAAGGCCGCGUGCACACCAGCGCCGUCGCAGUCUGGGUUCUGCCCUCGUUCCCCGAGAACGGCGCUGCAAACAUCGACUUUGACGAUCCAGAGAGUGACUUCUACGUUAAUCCGCAGGAGGUCAAAAUUGAGACGAUGCGAGCUAGAGGUGCGGGAGGACAACACGUUAAUAAGACGGAGUCUGCUAUUCGAAUGACGCAUUUACCUACUGGUACGACUGUGUCGAUGCAGGAUCAUCGUUCGCAGCAGCGUAAUCGUGAAGAAGCAUGGAAAUUGCUUCGUUCACGCAUUGCAGAUCAGCGACGAGAAGCUCGUGAAGAGGAAGCCUCUAAGCUAAGAAACAGCGUACUCUCCAAGACACAGAUCACACGAGGUGAUAAGAUCCGAACAUACAACUACAACCAAGACCGAUGUACCGACCAUCGUGCAGGCGUUGACGUGCACGACCUACCGAAUGUUCUCGAGGGCGGUGAAAAGCUAGAUCGAAUCAUGGACGGCGCAAAAGAUUGGCUUGUGAAUAAGGAUAUUGAACUCCUCAUGGCCGAAGAAGAAGCCAAAGAGAAGCUCAAUGGCAAGAAAUAGAUGUACAACACUGUAGCAUAGGCAUUGUAUUAUCAUGUACAGAACCCGCUGUAGGGAACCCAAAACUGUUGAAUAGAUGACGAUAUCCGACGCUUCAUAUCUUCGUGCCAUUAUGCGUAUCAAGAACAAACCAAACUCCAGCAUGCAUCCGAUGAGGACACCGCGGUCCCAGCUAACUCCAUGCAUCAAAGUCCAUUUCACAUUAAUCCUCCAAGAACCACCUUCCCAAUACUAGCCACCUCUGUCUUGACAUGGCUGCGACUCUGCUCCUCAAAGUCCCGUACUAUCCCUUGCACGAUUAUCUUGCGCACGCGCGAAUCCGCUUUCGUGAAGAGUUCAGCGACAGG
This is a messenger RNA of Fusarium odoratissimum NRRL 54006, 1654 nucleotides long. Its product is annotated as peptide chain release factor 1. The coding region runs from base 27 to 1307 and encodes 426 amino acids. NCBI's taxonomy places the organism in Eukaryota, Fungi, Ascomycota, Sordariomycetes, Hypocreales, Nectriaceae. Gene Ontology annotation, molecular function: translation release factor activity. Gene Ontology annotation, biological process: translational termination. The record is from RefSeq and is a predicted model, not a curated record. The transcript has 2 exons.